Molecule: messenger RNA, 1929 nt
Organism: Mesorhabditis spiculigera
Lineage: Eukaryota; Metazoa; Nematoda; Chromadorea; Rhabditida; Rhabditidae
Source: the annotation of a GenBank genome assembly
AUGACUGGAGGGAGGUUAUUUAGGUACAGUUGCGCACUCGGGUUCGAAAGGGUCGGAGCUGAGGAGAGAACGUGUCAAUCCAAUGGCCGCUGGUCCGGUCAGCCGCCGGUUUGCGCCAUCGACGUCGCCAAGUCCAAGCCUACGGAACAGUCCUCUGGCGGGCCAUCGGAGGCGCCAACCAAGAGUCUCUGCACGUUGUCAGACAACGAGUCUCGCUCCUGGUGGGCCGUCGAGCUGCUCGGCGAGUACGAGGUCCACUCAAUCGGCCUCCGUCUCGGCAUCGAUUCCUCCGAAAUUGACAGUGUCGAGCUGGUGACGAUGUCAGCCUGGCAAUGCGCCGUCUCCGGCAUGGAACUCGUUGGUGUCCUCGACGGCGUCUGCCUCGCCGCCUCCAAGGACGACAAAACCGACUGGAAGCAAGCGCAAGCAAAUUGUCUAGAUCGAGGUGCCACGCUUCCGAUGAGGCUAUCCCCCACCUCCCGAAAGGGGCUACGAGCGGCGCUGUCUAGCGGAAACUUUGCCGCCUCGUUUUAUUGGAUCGGCCUUUUUGCCGGGGAGUCCGACUGGAAAUGGGCCGACGGCGAGCCGGUCAGGGAGGGCGAAGUCGACUGGCCGGAACCGGGCCGACCGCCGGCGCCGAACAGCCCAGAAGCGGUCCUCGUCGCCCGGCCUUUGGAAUGGAAGUGGAUAGCCUCCUCGCAAUCGGCUUGGAAUCAAUAUAUUUGCCAGAGCAAACCCAAAUUCUGCACGUCUCCCGGGGUGGGAGAAGCCGGUCGGGUCGCCUUCUCUUCCCACUCGUAUGCCAUUGGUACGCAGUGCUACUAUUCGUGUGAGGAUGGGUUCCGGUUACUGGGAGACCAGACCCGCGAAUGCAUGGAUGGGGGCAGAUGGUCGGGCUCGAUUCCGAGAUGUCGACGCCUGGAUUGCGGGGACCCGGGCCAGAUCGUGAAUGGCCAAGCGAACUACCUGAACGGGACGACGCUGUUUGAGGCGCAGGUGGAGUACGACUGCCUGCCGGGCUACGAGUACGUCGGCGACAAACUACGGGUCUGCCAGCCAGACGGGAGGUGGAGCGGCGAGCAAGGAAUUUGUGAACCGUACGAUUGCGGCCUACCCCCAUCUAUCGGCCACGGCGUAUUCUCCGUAUCGAACACGACAGUGAAUGGGAGUGCACAGUACGAGUGCGGAAAGGAAUUCCGGCUGAUUGGGCACGAUAUUGUGUUUUGUACCGAGAGAGGCACCUGGGAGCCGGCGGCGCCAGUGUGUUACGACCUGGCGACUUUGCGUGAGAUGAAAGUUUCCUCGUCAGGAGACAGCAAUGUUUACCUUGUGAUAUUGGCCUUUUUGAUGGUCUCGAUCCUGGUCUUUGUCGUCGUCCGAGUCUUCCGGCCGCAAACUUUCCAUGCCCCGCCGAACCGGGCGGAAUUGAAUAAAUAUACGCCUACACCGAUUGGAGGGAAUAUGGGACAGGUCAUCUACGCUGCCCCUUCGGCCCUGACCGUCUCGCAGAUGACGGACAGUACCUCGUCUCCAGAUAAGGUCGUCUACUACGCUACGUCGGCACCCAUAGCUCAACUGGAAGUUCCUCCACAAAUGCUGCACCUACAGCAACUGCCAAACGGCAACAUCCACGUCACGCUACCGAUCGGACGGCCGCUGGUCCGGCCUCCACUGCCGGUUUUCAAUCCCGCCGACUCCCCGACGCCGUCGCAGCUGCUCUACUCGUUCGACCACGAGCCCUUCUACGACAUGCCGCCCGACUGGGAUGCGGAUACGCUUCCGCGACAACCCAACCAACGGUUGCCGACCUUGCCGAGGCAGGCGCCGCCCCAGCGACCCAGGGUGCCGCCGCCAAAAUUGGAAGAAGACGAGAACAUCUACGAAAGAUUGCCCGAUCUCCCCCCGGAUCCGCCGCCCUCAGAAUACAUC